This is a messenger RNA of Vanessa atalanta (red admiral), 2012 nucleotides long. Its product is annotated as G-protein coupled receptor moody-like. Bases 237 to 1511 code for a protein of 424 amino acids. The transcript is spliced from 3 exons. Gene Ontology annotation, cellular component: membrane. Gene Ontology annotation, molecular function: G protein-coupled receptor activity. Gene Ontology annotation, biological process: G protein-coupled receptor signaling pathway. NCBI's taxonomy places the organism in Eukaryota, Metazoa, Arthropoda, Insecta, Lepidoptera, Nymphalidae. The record is from RefSeq and is a predicted model, not a curated record.
UGUACAUCCUAAACCGUUCUUAGAUAUUGUGUGGACAUAAUGACGUUAUUGAUAAAUGUAACUAAAGGCAACUGACUGAAAAUCAACUGGGCGAAACCCGUCGAAUAUCCGAAACUGAGUCAUUAGGGAAACUCAUUCUAGGAAAAAGAAUCAACGCAAUGAUGUUUACAAUAAACACUCAUUUGUAAUGUUAUAACUGUGGAUGUAUGACGUGUGAAGUGUAAUUUCAGUUUAAGAUGGAAUUAGUACAGAACAAAAGUGAUGUGUUUGUGAAUGGAAGUGCGUUUAUAUCUGAUGCGGAUCUGGCAUCAGUGGAACUUUUCAAGGGUUAUCCGGAUGGUCUGAUGAAAUUUGCAACAGCUAGCUGCAUUGUCUUCAUGAUGAUUGGAAUUCCAGGGAACAUCAUCACUAUUGUGGCUCUAGCGCGGUACGAAAAAGUGCGAAACGCUACGGCCAUAUUCAUAAUGGGUCUAUCUUGUUCGGACCUGCUCUUCUGCUGUUUCAAUCUGCCUCUCGCCGCUUCCACUUUUUGGCAUCGUUCUUGGACCCAUGGCGGCCUACUGUGCCGUAUGUUUCCGCUGGCAAGAUAUGCCCUCGUUGCUGCCUCACUGUUCACUGUCUUAGCUAUCACAAUCAACAGAUAUGUCAUGAUUGCACAUCCAAGAUUAUAUCCUAAGUUGUACAAGAACCGAAACAUAGCAAUAAUGCUGAUCUUCAUAUGGAUUCUGUCGUUUGGAGUCAUGAUAGCUACAUGGUUUGAAAAAUGGGGUCGAUUUGGAUUAGAUACAAAUAUAGGAUCCUGCUCUAUUCUUCCAGAUAAAAAGAACAGAUCACCAAAGAAAGUCCUUUUUCUUACCGCUUUUAUACUACCUUGUAUAGCAAUAAUACUUUGUUAUGCACGUAUAUUUUUCAUCGUUCGUAAAGCAACGAAAAAGUCUAUGAACACUAACAAACGAUUACCGAACCCAGAUGAGCUGUCAUCGGCGGAUACGUCCUCCUCGGUAUCAGCACGAAUAACAGCGGAAAUUAGUAGCAAUUAUGCUAUGGAACAGACCAUAGAUCUUGAUAUACCACUAAGGACUGAUCAAAGUCCGGAAAUUCAACGUUCGACGACGUUCAAACUUAGCACGAGAGACGACGUCGUGAGACAUCCUGAAGAUUUAAGACAAGAACCAACCAGACUUCGAAGAACCGCAUUAAGGAAAUCCAUGGCACUUCUGAAACUUUCCCUGCCAACACGAAAAGAUAGAAGACUGGGAACGAUGAUAAUUGCUAUAAUGAUAUCAUUUUGUUUGUGUCAUUUACCUAUAACGAUUACAAAAGUAUUACGCGAGAUUAACCCCCACCCUGCAUCUAAUAUAGCUGCCUACAUUCUUUUAUAUUUAUCGUCUAGUAUUAAUCCUGUAAUUUACGUAGUCAUGUCAAAUGAGUACAGAAAAGCCUACAAGAAUCUAUUUAGGCGGCGAAGCAGAGCUUCGUUAUCUUUAAAGGCAAUCAGAAAUCAAUCAUAGCGUGUAGAAUUAAUUGGUAAAUAAUUCCUUAGAAUAUCACGUAGGACUUGAAUUUAAUACUCAAUUUAAUAUUUAUUUAGGUUAAGGUUAGAAUACAUAUAUCUUGCGAAUUAUGUGUGUCGUUUUUUUUUUGUCUUUUGUAAAUAUUGAUAAAUGUUAUUUACGUAAUAAAGGUUACAUGAGGUUUCAUCAUUAAAAUGAUGAUUAAAGUAGCUGUUUUUCAGUAAUUUAUUGUUGUAGAUUAGGACUAGGCUUGGAUUAGAAAUAUCUUAGGAGUAAUCAUACACGUUUACCUGUUAUAGACAAAGAAUAAUAAUAUAAUGUUAUAUAACGAUACGGUUAUGUAGGAAAUCAUUAGUAUAUAAGAUGACCAGUAUGAUUGUUUAAUAAAUGGGGCCCAAGAACAAUUGUUAUUGACAUUCCGUUAUAUGAUAUGAUAUGAAUCACAAAUAUUAUAUUAAGGCACGCGCACACUAGUCGAGACAUUAACAAGCAAAAGCU